CGCAUUUUGGCGCCAAUCGGCUGCUUUAUCGAGACGGAGGGGGGUGACGGGCACAAUUUCUCUUGGUCGUUCUGUCCGUGUUUGUAUAUUCACUUAGUAUCGCUACUACCGGGUCCUCCGGUUUACGCGGAUAACUCCGCUCUGUGCGUUGUUGCUAUUCCGGCAUGAUCGCGUAAGUUGUAAGUUCUUGUCUUACGUCAGUGAAAACGGGACUGUCCGCAAUCAGUUUCCUAAGUGUCAAAAACAAGUGGCAUCAUUACAUGAUAAGUCUCUUGGUGACUUAACCACAAAUUGGGUACAGUUUCCCAACAAGACUCAAGUACCAACCAGGUCCGUCUAGGCACGAAUUUCGAAAGCCGGCUGCCACAGAGGGCCACUAGCAUCGCAGUCUGGAGAAACGAAGGCUACUAUAAAACAUGGUUGGUGGAACGACCGUGGAAACAGGGUUGCGUCAGGCCCUUGUCGAGGUUCUCAGCCAGCUGCAAAGUGCCGAUUCCAACAUUCGUAACCAGGCCGAGAAUAGAGCCAAGGCACUCGAAGUUACCGAAGCAUUUGCGGUACACCUGUGUGAGAUUAUCCUAGAUCCCUCACACGACUUCGCAUCUCGACAAUUGGGCUCAGUUCUGCUAAAGCAAUAUGUCGAAUUUCAUUGGUCGAAGGAGUCUGACAAGUUCACCCCUCCGGAAUGCCCAUCGGAAACCAAGGAAAGAGUUCGACAGAUGUUGCCCCUUGGACUCAAGGAGGCGCAAAAAAAGCUUCGAGGCUCAAUAGCGUACGCUAUUUCAAAAAUCGCUUACUUUGACUGGCCGGAACAAUGGGAGCAGUUAUUUCGUAUACUCAUGCAAGCACUCAAGUCAAAUGAUGUUCAUGUCGUCGACGGUACUAUGAAGGUGCUUGUUGAGUUUACCCAGUGUCAGGUGACGGACGAUCAAAUGGUUCACAUGGUCCCCGUCGUUCUUCCCGAGAUGCAUACUCUUCUAAUUUCUGCGACCUCAUCUGAGAAGAUUAAGCUACGUGCCGUACAGGUCUUCUCCACCUGUGCCCAGAUUCUACUGUCCAUGAGCUCUUUUGAAAAAAACGUCGUUAAAAUGCAGCUCAAUCCUUUUCUACCGGGCUUUAUAAGAGCUUUUGUCGACAUCCUCAAUGUACCACAUACGCAACAAUUCAAUCCAGCUCUCAAAACAGAGGUACUAAGUACACUCAAAGAACUGGUGAGGGUUCGCGACAAAGUCCUGUUGCCAUUCCUUCCUGAGAUACUUGGCCCCGUAUGGUCAACGCUAACUGGGACGGCGGAGGUUUACGUGAAGGAGCGAGUCAACAACACAGUGGAUAACGAGGACGAGGUCGAUUCGGAUGGUGAAGUCUACGGUAUCCAUAGUUUAGUUCAAACAAUCUUCGAGUUUGUGCAGGCACUGAUUGAAAGUCCAAAGCUUCAAAAGCCUGUCAGCACGGCUAUGGAAGAUCUUCUCUAUUAUCUAAUAGCUUACAUGCAAAUAACCGGCGAGCAAAUACAGAAUUGGUCAUCUGACGCCGAUAAAUAUGCAGAGGAAGAGGACGAAGACACCUUCGCCUUCGGUGUCCGGAUAUCAGCGCUUGAUGUUUUGCAGACACUGAAAGCGGAUUUCUACGACGAGUGCGUACUGCCAGCGUGCAGUGCCGUGAGCCGUCAUCUGCGGGAGUCACAAGUUGCCAUGACAGCAGGAGAUCCCAACUGGUGGAAACUGCAUGAGGCAUCGAUGUUUGCAUUGCAAGCGAUGUCUGAGCUACUGACAGAGAAAUUCAAGCAAAAUCAGAUGCCUCCAGAUUUCAACCUGACUCGUAUGCUAGAAACGCUCAUCGUUGAGGACAUCAAUAUGCCUGGUGCCAACCCAUUUCUCCAGGGGCGUUGUCUCUGUUUCGCGUCUAAAUAUGCGUCGUGUAUGCAACAUCCCGUUCUUCAAAGCUUUAUUGGCAGUACAGUGACUGCACUUCAGCCCUCCCAGCCAGCUGUGUUACGAAUUGCAGCAGCGAAAGCCUUGCACAGUUUCUGUGAUUACUUGAAAGUGAAUGGGGGAAAAACGUUGAUCCAGCCAUAUUUGGGACCAGCUGUCGAGGCUUUGGAAAGAAUGGCUGGAGAGGCUACACCGGCAGCUCUGUCGACUGUACUGGAAGCUCUUACACUUCUCGUUUCGAUGGAUCCAGAAUUUACGGCUGUGCUCGAGCCAAAAAUCACCCCGCUAACAAUUGGUGUAUUUUUGAAGCAUUCAAACGAUACUGUACUGGUUUCUCUAGCACAGGAUAUCUUUAAAGAACUAUCAAAGGUUCCAGCGUGUAGCAGUACACUACACGGAACGUUACUACCCACGCUUAUCCAGAUUCUUACAAUACCCAAUGACCAUGCCCAACAACAAGCCACAAUGCCCAGCUCUAUGCCGGGGGUCGCGCUGGAUAUUCUCGCCACCCUCGUUCGUCAUUCACCUGCCCCGUUGCCAGACCCUGUGAUCACGCAGGCUUUUCCGGCAUGUAUCGCGUGCGUGCUGUCCACCGACGACAUAACUUGUAUGCAGAACGGGGGCGAAUGUUUACGCGCCUAUGUGUUCGCUGCAUAUCCUCAGCUGGUGCAGUGGCGAAAUGACCAGGGACAGACCGGACUCCACCUCGUUUUGCAGGCGUGUGAGCACCUCUUAGACCCCAAGACCCCCGAAAGUGCGGCGGCAUUCGUGGGCCGCCUUGUUUGCACACUGGUCGCCCGUGGCAUGGCAGACCUUGGUCAGGAAGGCAUCGAACGACUUUUACGGGCUGUACUUAGCAAACUACUACAUACGGAAACGUGUUCAGUCACACAGAACCUCAUAUUAGUAUUUGCUCGUCUGGUGCACACUGAUCUGGGGGCGCUUCUUGAUUUUCUGUCUUCAGUCCCUGGCCCAAGUGGCGAGUCUGCCCUGGCUUUUGUACUUGCCGAGUGGUGCAAUAAGCAACAACUUUUCUACGGGUCACACGAUACGAAGGUCACGCUGCUUGCUUUGACAAAGUUGGUCGAACACGCCCUUAACAAAAACGAUGAACGAGUACUAAACAUUACCGUGAAAGGUGAUGAAAUUGUCGACCUGAAUGAGAUGGGCCCAAAAACACGCUCACAGCGAGCGAAAAAGCCAACUCAGUGGACAGAGAUCCCGGUUGUAGUGAAAAUGUACAAACUCAUCUUACGCGACCUGAUCCAGCAGUCCGAAGAGAAUUGGGAAGACGAUUCCGACACAGAUUCGGAAAACGAGGAUAUCGGGCAGGAUCGAUGCGAGGCUGGUGAUAAUUUGGAAUAUAUUGUUGAUGUCAUGCGGACGGUGGAUCCAAGCGACUUGGAUGACGCCGAAGAUGAUGAUCCUGAAAUGUUGAGCGAUCCUCUCCGCCAGAUCGACUUGAAGAAAUGCCUUAAAACGUUUAUCUCAAACAUUAUACAGUUUCCAUAUUAUUCCAGGUUUAGCCAACAUCACACACAAGCAGACAAAACGGCGCUCGCUCUACUGGGAUUUACUGUGUAGAUUUACUAGAACGUUAGGAUUCGCUGAUCUACGCUCUCCGUAAUCGUUAAUACAGGUUAUUAUGGCGCACUACAAGACUUCAUUGCAUAGCGUAUUUUUAGAUUCAUGCAAGGUGUUGCAAAAGUGUUAUAUAUAUAAUUUUUAUUGUAUGUUGAACCCAAAAACUACUAGGCUAUACACAAGCAGUUAACGGUGUGAAACAGAAGUGCAAUGGAUAAAACAAACGAUUCCAUUGAAUAGAGUGAUAAAAACAAUAGUAAUAAUAGUAAUAUAAUGAUGGUUGUCAGUGUGGCCAACUAGGGCUAGAAUGCUGAACUAAGCGAAGAGAUGCAAAAAAGAAAGGUGAGUUUGUUUUGGAGAAAACGUUUUGUCCCAUAUUGCAUCCCCGUUCACCUAAAAGCGAAAGCUUGACGCGCGGACGUGGCUUGUUAUCAUAUUAUAAGCAGUGCUAUAAUUAGUUAAUAAUAUACAUGUAUGUUAGAUUGCGGACAAGAUAAGGAGCAAAAGUGUUCCUUUGCUACUAACUAAUGUGAACUAUUAGAGCAGUGUUUACAAGAUUACCGCAUGUAUAAUCAUGAAUAGCACAGUAUAAUAACAGACCUUCGUUAUACUUAACUACGCUCCAUAAGUUGGGCAUUACAGUGCGUCCCGCAGCAAACCGUAGACUUCCAAAAUAGAUGUAUUCUUUUGAAUAGGAGUACGUCGAUCAUUAAGCUAGCGCCUUAUGGAAAAGUGUUAUAUUCUACAGUAGCAGAAGCUUAAAAAAGCCUAUACGGUUAUCUGAACGCUGAAACGAUACGCCAAUACAAUUCAGCGCAAAUGAUGCGUGAAUUUUCCAAAACUAAAAACAACUCAAUGCGUAAUGAAUCUGGCACCGCAGAAGCUAACUUGCAUAAUUCUAUUUGAUAUGGACUGACCGUGCAAGGUACAAGUUUUUGCUGCCAAAGGGUACCUUUAGCAAAAACAGAUAUACACCCCCCAUUUAGAACCCAGCUGUAGCUCUGAGAUGGGGCAAAUGAUGUAACCGUAACCCUUUACGGCUCACGUUAGCGGGCAACGCGCAUACGACUGAGUAUUAGCAACAACAAAGCUGUCAAACGUACGGGGACUGGUUAAAGGACUCAUAAAUGCUGCUGAGCGUGUCCAGCGCGCUGCAUUGUUGGGCAUUGUUAUAAUUACUGUGAGCAUAUCGAAAUACAUGCGCAGGUUUCGUCGGUGACUGGGAGUAAUAGCAAAAAUGGAUAAUACAAUGAAUAUAGUUACGAACGUCAACAGCCAAAUAUACGAUAAGCAAAUAACAAUAAAGCAGUGACAUUUUUCUAUGUUUUUUUAA
Molecule: messenger RNA, 4848 nt
Organism: Varroa destructor (honeybee mite)
Lineage: Eukaryota; Metazoa; Arthropoda; Arachnida; Mesostigmata; Varroidae
Gene: Ipo9
Product: Importin 9
Biological process (GO): protein import into nucleus
Cellular component (GO): cytosol; nuclear envelope
Molecular function (GO): small GTPase binding
Source: RefSeq, a predicted model, not a curated record